CGCACCCGCUCCCUGCCAGGCAGAUCUUCACACGCACCCAGCUCUUCCCAUUGGAGUUGGGAUUCACUAGCCAUCCUAACCACGCAUCUGCUGUUCCAGUGCGCUAUUCCCAGCCGCCCCACCCCAGAGGCAGACGCAUCUCAGCUCCAGGUGAGCAACCCUGAGGUAGUGUCGCUGUGUGGCUAUUCCCUAGCUGCCCCGCCCCAGAGGUAGCUGCAUCUCAGCUCGGGGAAGGAUUCUCUGAGUGGCGCCAGUGAGCUCUUUGCAGCUGUCCCACCCCAGAGGCGAACGCAUCUCAGCUCUGGCGCCCACUUCUGCUUUCAGGUUCCUGCGCAUGCUGCUUCCCCAGGCUUCGAGUCACAAACCCUGGGGAAACCGGGCUGCAGGGUCGGAGAGCCAGGUGCUGAGCCCCCCUCUGCAGGUGUAGGGGUCUGUCCCAGCUGGACGCCCCAGCCAUGGGCAGAGCCCUGCUGCCACAACAGGAUGCCAGGGAAUGGGAGCUCUCAUCUCAGGGUCCCCCAUGGAGACCAGGGAGUCCUUCCCACCCUGUGGCCACUCUGAGGGUCCUGAUCCUCGCCCUGCUCUGGAGGGGGUCCCUGUCCCAGCUGCCCAGAUUUACCCUGACGGUGCCGCAGUCGGUGUCGGUGCAGGAGGGUCUCUGCAUUCUUGUCCCCUGCACCUUCGCGUACCCAGUCUCAUUUGACACUGAAAAUCCCCAGACCCAGCUCUACGGAUACUGGUUCAAGGGUCAGGCCAUUGAGGGCCAGGAUCUGCUUGUGGCCAGCAGUGACCCCAGCCGGAGGGUGUCGCAGGAGACCCAGGGCCGGUUCUGGCUUGCAGGGGAUCUGCUAAGUGGCGACUGCUCCCUGCAAAUCAGCGAUGCCCAGAGGACGGAUGCGGGGAGAUAUUUCCUUAGAAUCGAGAAAGGAACAUUGAAAUACAGUUACCUCUCCAAUAACGAUCACACUCACCCUACGCUCACAAUCUCAGUACCAGGGCUGACGGAGGAGCCAGAGAUCCAGAUCUCGCCGGCGCGGGGGCUGCCAGGGACGCUGCUGGCUGGGGAGCCGGUUACUCUGACCUGCACGGCCCCUGGGCGCUGCUCCGGGCCCCCUCCCCGAGUCACCUGCACGGGGCCGUUCAGCGACACAGCCCGGGACGUCUCAGCCCAGCUGGCAAACGGCACCUGGGCCCACAGCUCCGCGCUCAGCUUCACGCCCGGCCCGGGGGACCACGGCAAAGAGCUCGUCUGCAGCGUCACCUACAGGCCACCACAGGGACCUUCCACCCGCAGAACCGUCCGGCUCCAUGUUGGCUACAGCUCCUGGCUGAACGCGUCCUGCCAGCACCAGGGGCCCAGCAUCAGCUGCAGCUGCUCCCUGCGCUCCCAGCCCCCACCCCAGCUCCAGUGGCAGGUGGACGGGGAGCCCCUGGCUGGGAACAGCUCACGGGGGGGCCCUGCAGGUCAGCUCCUGGGCCCAGGGGGACGAGGCCGUCAGCACCCUGAGCUGGACCAGGAAUGGAGACGGGAGCCCUCCGAUCUUCUGCCUCGGCUCCAGUGCUGGCAGGAUGUUCGCUGUCCUGCUGAGCCCACCGGAAACAGGUGGCCUCACUCGGGCAUUUAUCGAAGUCACCUGCAAACUCGUCUUCGUGGCGACUGGAUUCUUCCUGGCCUAUUACCUCACCCUGCUCUAUUACAGACGGACACCCUGUUGUUCCUCAGCCACCGAAGAGCCAACAAGGAAUUGGAAUCUCACAGGACUGAGGAAAUGGAGAAUGAGACCUCAGCUGGGGGUACUGCCACCCCGGGUGAGGCCAACAGGACAGUUUAACCCAGUACCUCGCCCCCUCCCUACCCCUCCAGCUCAGACCCAUGGGCCUGGGCAGCACAUGGGCUGCCUGUAAUAUUGAUAUGACCAGCAGAUGAUCUGUUUGUUGCCCUGAUGGUUAUGACCAGGGCUGGCCUUAGAGAAAAUGGCACCCUGGGUGAACUUGUCUUAUGGUGCCGCCCCAUCACUCCUGGCCCCCACGGGCUCCCUGGGUUCCCCCCCCAUCACCUCUGGGCCCCGUUGCCUCCUCCAGUGUUUAAUUUGUAUUGAAAGAGAUGCCAGAACUCAGGUGUGGCUCAAAUUAAGCCCUGGCAGGGCGGCCUGAUACUGGCGGGGGCUGGCCGGGCACCCAGCUCUGAAGGCAGCGCCACCGCCAGCAGCAGCGCAGAAGUCGGGGGGGCCUGGCACAUGGGGUGUUGCCACCCUCCUGCGCUGCUGCUGGGGCUUGUGGUGCCUGGUGCUCGGCAUGUGACUCAAGGCUUCGCGCUGUCACACGUGGGCUGCAUCUCGCCAGAGCCCACGGCCUCCCGCAGCCCCCUGGCCACUCCUGGCUCACCCGGGGUGGGGGCACCAGUUCAGACUUGGGGUGGGGAGGAAAUUUUAACCAUGAUUCCAGGGAUUACUUAGGCACCUGAAAACUCUUGGGGCUUUGCAGAUAAUAACGUAGGGAUUAGCUGACAGGAGCACUGUAUCUAAUUGUUAUAUAAAGAAAGAAAAAAAUAUAUACAAACGCCAAUUAAAGCCAUGUUUAAAGCUUAUAUGUAAAUUUAGAACAAUCAGGAGCUAAUACAUCGAGAUAUUCCCAGUCCCAAGCCUUGAGGUAUCAGUUCUGGGGCUUUAACGCAGAUAUCAGAAACACACGUAUGAGACUUCGCACACAAUCUUUUUAGUAGAGAUAAAUAAAAUCUGCUUACACAGACACACUGUGUUACUGCCAUUAUCUCCUCUAUUUUAGUCAAUUGUUUUUCACUUAAUUUCAAAAUAUCUGAUUAAGGUGGUUUUUUUCUCUUUUAUUAAGAAAGGGAAUUAAUUUUUCUAAUUAUUUUGGCAUUUAUGUUUAUAGACCACAAUCCUGUAUUUGUAUGUGAGUCACUAACAUUUGACUCCAUCAUUGCUAUUGGUAUCACAGUUGGAACUGCAGUUAUUUUCAUGCAAAUGUUAAAUUAAUUUACGGAUAUAACUAAAAAUACAGUUUGAAAAUAAGUGACUUUCAUCUGCGCAGUGUCUAUAGUUCUGUGUUUAGCCAAUGUUUUUUAAACUGAAAUUACUAAAGUGAGUACAAGCUGAAGUUCCAUUCUAGGAGGAUGCUAUUAUUUGAUUGUACCACUUUAUAUAACAAAUGAUAAAGUACAAUAUGAUACUAACAGUAAUAAUGCUAAUUACUCCAGCCAGGACAGGU
Molecule: messenger RNA, 3228 nt
Organism: Mauremys reevesii (Reeves's turtle)
Lineage: Eukaryota; Metazoa; Chordata; Testudines; Geoemydidae
Product: myeloid cell surface antigen CD33-like
Exons: 9
Coding region: 456-1832 (458 amino acids)
Source: RefSeq, a predicted model, not a curated record